GCCUCUCUACGGCUAACCUUUUUCCCAACCUCCGCUCUCACUCUGACUUCAUCUCUAUCUCUUUCGUAGUAUUAGAUCUAUCGAUCGACCGAUCGGUCGGCACUCGGAUCUCUCAUAGUUCCUCCUUUUUCACAGGGAAAAUGAGAGAAAUCCUUCACGUUCAAGGUGGGCAGUGUGGGAACCAGAUCGGAUCGAAGUUUUGGGAAGUUGUUUGCGACGAACAUGGCAUAGAUCCAACUGGAAGAUAUAUUGGAUCCUCAGAUCUGCAGUUGGAGCGCGUUAAUGUGUAUUACAAUGAAGCUUCGUGUGGGAGGUUUGUUCCUCGUGCUGUGCUCAUGGAUCUGGAGCCUGGUACAAUGGACAGUGUCCGAACUGGCCCAUAUGGCCAGAUCUUCCGUCCUGAUAACUUUGUUUUUGGACAAUCUGGUGCUGGAAAUAACUGGGCAAAGGGACAUUACACUGAGGGUGCAGAGCUCAUUGAUUCGGUUCUUGAUGUUGUAAGGAAAGAGGCUGAGAACUGUGACUGCCUUCAAGGCUUUCAGGUUUGCCACUCAUUGGGUGGAGGUACAGGAUCUGGGAUGGGCACCUUGCUUAUAUCCAAAAUCAGGGAGGAGUACCCAGAUAGGAUGAUGCUCACAUUCUCUGUGUUUCCAUCACCAAAGGUUUCUGAUACAGUGGUUGAGCCAUACAAUGCCACCCUCUCUGUUCAUCAACUAGUUGAGAAUGCAGAUGAGUGCAUGGUCUUGGACAAUGAGGCUCUAUAUGAUAUUUGUUUCAGGACUCUCAAAUUGACUACUCCCAGUUUUGGUGAUCUUAACCAUUUGAUCUCUGCAACCAUGAGUGGGGUCACUUGCUGCCUCAGGUUCCCUGGUCAACUGAACUCUGAUCUCCGAAAGCUUGCUGUAAACCUGAUUCCCUUUCCCCGUCUCCACUUCUUCAUGGUGGGGUUUGCUCCUCUCACAUCUCGUGGGUCUCAGCAGUAUCGUGCCCUCACAGUUCCUGAGCUGACUCAGCAAAUGUGGGAUGCUAAGAACAUGAUGUGCGCUGCUGAUCCACGCCAUGGUCGGUACCUCACUGCCUCGGCGAUGUUCAGGGGUAAGAUGAGCACUAAGGAGGUGGAUGAGCAAAUGAUCAAUGUUCAAAACAAGAACUCUUCCUACUUUGUUGAGUGGAUUCCAAACAAUGUGAAGUCAAGUGUUUGUGACAUUCCACCUAGGGGCCUCUCCAUGGCAUCCACCUUCAUUGGGAAUUCCACCUCCAUCCAGGAAAUGUUCAGGAGAGUGAGCGAGCAGUUCACUGCUAUGUUCAGGAGGAAGGCUUUCUUGCACUGGUAUACUGGGGAAGGCAUGGAUGAAAUGGAGUUCACAGAAGCCGAGAGCAAUAUGAAUGAUCUUGUGUCCGAGUACCAGCAGUACCAGGAUGCCACUGCUGAUGAGGAACUUGAUUAUGAGGAUGAGGAAGAGGAAGGUUAUGAGCAGCAGAUGUAAGGGAAUAGAGUAUGAAACCACUGCUCCCCCACUGCAGUGGUAUGUUUACUCUAUUAUGUGUUUGAUAAAUCAAUUUUCUGUUGUAUUGGGUAAAGAUGGGGUCACAGACAAUCUUGCUAGAAGUUCGAGAAAUGUUUUUUU
Messenger RNA from Malania oleifera, 1628 nucleotides. RefSeq names its product tubulin beta-5 chain. NCBI's taxonomy places the organism in Eukaryota, Viridiplantae, Streptophyta, Magnoliopsida, Santalales, Ximeniaceae. The transcript is spliced from 4 exons. The record is from RefSeq and is a predicted model, not a curated record. Gene Ontology annotation, biological process: microtubule cytoskeleton organization; mitotic cell cycle. Gene Ontology annotation, molecular function: GTP binding; structural constituent of cytoskeleton; GTPase activity. Bases 141 to 1487 code for a protein of 448 amino acids. Gene Ontology annotation, cellular component: cytoplasm; microtubule.